Laccaria bicolor S238N-H82 is the source of this 1617-nucleotide messenger RNA. RefSeq lists its product as uncharacterized. NCBI's taxonomy places the organism in Eukaryota, Fungi, Basidiomycota, Agaricomycetes, Agaricales, Hydnangiaceae. The record is from RefSeq and is a predicted model, not a curated record. Gene Ontology annotation, cellular component: endoplasmic reticulum membrane. Bases 1 to 1617 code for a protein of 538 amino acids. Gene Ontology annotation, molecular function: glycerone-phosphate O-acyltransferase activity; glycerol-3-phosphate O-acyltransferase activity. Gene Ontology annotation, biological process: phospholipid biosynthetic process. The transcript is spliced from 10 exons.
AUGCUCGAAGGAUCACCCACUCCUUGGUCCUAUGUUUUGAUUCGUCUUCUCUUCAGAUUUGUGCUAAAGAUAUUCUAUGGGACAAUCGUCAUAGAAGGCAUUGAUCUCGUACCAGAAACCGGAAAGCCAUGCAUUGUAUGUGCAAACCACAGCAAUUCCUUGACGGAUGCAUUACUUCUCGUGACCUCCAUACCUUCAAAGAGGCGAAACAUGCUCCGGCUCACUGCGAAGGCAACGCAGUUCGGGCACAGGACCUUCACAAGCUGGCUAAUAGAGUCUGCUGGCACAGUCCCAAUCAAGAGGCGUAAGGAUAGUGCGGACGGAAAAGCAGAUAACACGGAUGCGAUGCUAAAGCUUAUGGAAGCGUUGGAGUUGGGUGAUGCCAUCUGUUUAUUUCCUGAGGGGAUGAGUCGCUUCCAUCCAACUAUUGCGCCGUUGAAAACUGGCGUGGCACGACUGGUAUCGGACGUACUAACAAGGAACCGUAACGAUCCGGACUUUGAAGUUUCGGUAUUGACAUGUUCCAUUACGUAUAUGCAUCGGCAACAUUUUCGUUCCGAUGUUUUAGUAUCAUUUCAUACACCCACGACAUUCACGCCCAAGAAUAAUCCAGAGCUUCUCGCUCCUGUAGAUUUUGACCAGAUUCGGUCCCUCACCUCUGAAAUGCAGAAGAUUAUCAGUGCUGGAACACUGGACUCUCCCACUUGGGAUCUCAUCCGUACAGCAAAACUCGCUGCGCGGAUGUACGCCCCCCUUGGGACGCUCAUGACCCUCGGCGACUACGUUCGUCUCAUACGACAAUUUCUUGAUGCAUUCAAAAACGCUGAACCACAUACACCUCCCAAAGAUCGAGGUAUAGAGCGGGAAGGCAAUCUUGUCCUCAACACAUCAGAUGUAUUUGCUUUACAAAUUGAUUUAAAGGGAAGACAGGCAUACCAAGACCAACUUUCUCAUUGUGGUAUCAAAGAUGAUCGGAUUCGUCGCCUAUUGCCACGGCGCACCAUCUUUUCCAGGAUGUUGAUUCGACUCUUGUGGUCCCUUUGUCUUUUUACGAUAUCCCUGCCAGGGUUGAUUCUCUGGCUCCCUGUAUUUGCGACGACUUUUUACGCUGUCCGUAACUUCAAGAAGACUGGUCCAAUAUUUGACACCUGGGACGAAAUCGCGCAGUAUAAACUCAUUUAUGGGCUUAUUUCGGGACUUUGCGUUUGGUUUGCAGCAGUGGCGCUAACGUGGCCCAUUGCAUUGUUUACAAUGUUUCUCGUGCCGUCUCUCAUGUGGAUAACCCUUCGUUGGUGCGAAGAUGCCGUGUCCGCCUUCCGGGCCUUCACCUCCCUUCUGCGCCUUCUCCAGGUUGGGAAACCAACUCUGAAAGGCAUGCAAGAAAAGAGAAGGGAGCUCUACAAUCGUGUCAUGGAUCUCGCAACGUCUUCCCUUGGAUUGCCUGAAAAUCCAGAGACCCACUUUGCGCUGUCUGGCGGCAAGGAAAAGGGGAGGGUGCGAGGGAGUUGGGAUAGUCGGGCCAGAUAUUUUUCAAUCAAGCGCAGGAGGAAGAGGGAUUGGAACGAGACACUGCGUUUGUAUGAUAAAGUCGAUUAUCCAGCAGACGACUCUGAGUGA